Messenger RNA from Salvelinus sp. IW2-2015, 6524 nucleotides. It is a transcript of the gene nudt14, whose product is annotated as nudix (nucleoside diphosphate linked moiety X)-type motif 14. Gene Ontology annotation, molecular function: metal ion binding; UDP-sugar diphosphatase activity. Lineage: Eukaryota; Metazoa; Chordata; Actinopteri; Salmoniformes; Salmonidae. The record is from RefSeq and is a predicted model, not a curated record. Gene Ontology annotation, biological process: ribose phosphate metabolic process; nucleoside phosphate metabolic process.
UCUCAUUCUCCACUACGACCUGCGGUUUGUGCUUUCUGUUGUGGUGAGAAACACCGGUGGGCAGCUAGCAGUCUGAACUAUGGAGCAGAUAAAUGAUAUCCAGGUCGUUCCGUGCACCAACUCCAAUUAUCUAAAACCAUUCAGGGUGCACUAUAGCCAGAAUGGGACAAAGAAAUCGUGGGACUUCAUGCGAACUCAUGACAGUGUUUCGGUUCUGAUCUUCAACACCACCUCGCACUGCUUCGUCUUGGUCAAGCAGUUCCGCCCAGCUGUGUACAUGUGCGAGUGGGAGAGGACCAAGCCCAAGGCACCUGACUCGGGCGAGCAGGCGACGGAGGAGAAAGAGGGGGCUGCGGUCGGGGGCGGGGAGACGCCCCCAGGCUCAGUGGGGAUGACCUACGAGCUAUGCGCGGGCCUGGUGGACAAGGCUGACCUGUCGCUGGAAGAGAUCGCCAGGCAGGAGGUGCUGGAGGAGUGCGGCUACGACGUGCCAGUCGCCAAGCUGCGGAGGAUCACCUCGUACAGGUCCGGUGUAGGCGUGACAGGUGCCAAGCAGACAAUGUUCUACGCCGAGGUGUCGGACGAGAACUGUGUGGGUGAGGGCGGCGGCGAGCCACAGGAGGGCGAGCUGAUCGAGGUGGUCAAGGUGCCCCUCCACGAGGCCAUGACCUUUGCCUAUGAUGAGAGCAUCCCCAAGACCAUGGGCGUCAUCUUCAGUUUCAUCUGGUUCCACAACAACAUGUCGCCCAAGUACAAGAUCUCCACCAACGUUUAACCCACCCAACACCUGUCCCCGUCCCUGCCCCCUUCAGCCUGAGGUGGAAGUUGCAGUUAACCACAGAUCUGGGAUCAAUGACCCUAACCCUUAAGCCUAAUCUAUACAAUUAGGGGGAUGGAGAGAAAAAUCUGACCCUUUGUCAGUGGUUAGGGACAACUUCAAUCUACUCCCAAUCCCUUCGCCUUUGCCCCUAUCCAUAUAAGUUGGCCCCAGGGCGACCGUUUUUUCUCGUUACUAACUGUUAUUUUUCAGAGGUUUGUCUCAUUCUUUUUAUUUUUACUUGGUCUUUACUACUUUUCCUCUAAAACUUGCCAUAUGCUGGUGGCCAGCAGCACUUUUCGUUGUUAGUUUUCACUGUAAAUGUAUUACCUUUUCCUCACUGAGAGGUCCAGGGUGCAAUCUCACGAAGAUGGCUACAUGAUAGCGCUCUCGUUCGGAGCUGCUCGUCUACCGUUGAUUGGAUCAUGUUCCAGGAAUGCAAAAAUGUUGUUGCUUAGUCAGCGCCAGGGCUUAUUACAUACGAUGGCCGUUGCUGAGUCUGUUUGAUUACUGCAGCUGGUCCAGGCGCGCCUUGCUUACUUUCUUCACGAUCUACUCAGCCUCGAAGCCAGUGUUUCCCAGUCUUGGAGCGGUGCCGAUUUUAUCCCAGCCCAGCACUAACAUACCUGAUUCCACUAAUUAUUAUGGCUUGAUGGUCAGUUGGGUUAUUGCUGGGCUAAAACACAAAUCUGCUCACCUUUUGGAUCCACCAGGACCGGGAUUGGGAAACACUUCUCUAAGCAAUACUUGAUAGCUGGUAGUUUGAUCAUGGUCUGAUUUUAAAACAAAUCAACAUUUCAGUUAGCAGAGGCGAUUAGAUAAGUUGUAAGCAUUGCAUUGAAUCCAGGGGUGUCACUACUGUGUGCUCCUACAAGGUCACAUUAAAUUGUACGUUCGAUAGAGGCUUCUUUUAACUACCACGGGAAUAUGACCUACCUCUACACUGGGGAGAUUUAUUACAGCAACUAAUGUUGUCACUAUACCAGCACCACAAUACUCAGUAUCACAAUACUCGAAAGUAUUGUAAUAUCAUGAUACUUCUGAGUAUCAUGAUACUGAGCAUUUUGAUAACACUAGUAACCACUAUAUUAUUAAUUGUGAGAACCCUCUGGUGGACAAUUGCUCUCACAAUUAUACGUGCGUGUUAGCAGGAAGGCUUCACCGAUAUUGCCCGAGAUCAAGAGCGUUAUGUAUAUCCCAGACAUUGUUUUUGAGCAGGGUCAAUGGGAGUUUUGUUUUAGGAAACUGAAAACCUAGCUUGUAACAUGUAAGAGGAAGUUUAGCAUGCUACUUGACCCAACUUCCUGGAACAGCACCCGGAGCCCUUAGCGCUGUGUUUUGUGAUCUCCCUUGUUGUUUUGAACCUGACGGCAGGGGCGGAAGAGUUUUGUUGAUACCAGCACCGUCUGUGAGGCUUGAAGUAAAAUGGUUGCGCUUUUUAACCUGUGAAUCUGAGAGACAUGGCCCAACAGUUAGACAGACCCCUCUUUUCCCUAUGCCUGUUUUGGCCAGACCUCUUCAAAACACCCCCAUUUCCACAGAAAUCAACAGCAGCAGCUAUCCAAGUUUAUGGUGGUUUGAAACUAGGGUUGCAAAACAGGUUUUCACAGGUUUUUCAGAUAUCCCGGUUGGAGGAUUCCCUCCUUGAUGAUUCCCUUCAGUUUUACUGGAAAUCCUCCAACCGAGAUUUCUGAAAACCCUGAGAAUUUUKGGAAUGGUUCUGGGAUUUGCAACCCUAUUUGGGACAGAUGGAGCUUAAGACAACAAUCAAUCUCAAAAGCACUUGCUUAACAUCUCAGGUCCAAACGGUUUCCCCCCUUGACGAGGUAACAUUCAGGGAUCACCAUUCUGCACYGUCUUGGCCAUAGACUUUUUAACCAUUGUGUAUGGUGGUGAUGUAGUAAUAUUUCUAUAUAGUUUUCAAAUAUUAUGACCUGUUGAAGUCCUAAAUGGUAAAUUGACACAUCUUCUCAUGAAAAACCUUUCUUUUGGCAACAUAUUAGUGUGUGGAUUCAUGGCUCCUUCCACAAUAAGUUGUUAAAAAUCAAUGAAGCGUUGGCAAUAUAAGAAUCAARACCAAAUAGUUAGCAAUUAUAAUUCAAUUUCAGAACGAUUUGAAAAUAUACUAUUGGCUUGUAAAUAACUAUCUUGGCUUCCUAACCGAAGGCUUAACAGCAAGGUCUAGUAGUUGGUAGAAUACGGAAACAGCAAGUUCUUAAUACAUAGUCGUUCACUUGUUUUGGACUUGUACAGCUAGCUACCUAGUUUAACUUUGAUCACAUUGGGUUAAGCUUUAUCUGAAUUGGCCUGUAAUUGCAUUCUGGGUGUCAUCAUUCCAUAGCCACGUAAGUCUUAACGUAGCAGUUGAUGUAACAUCAAAAUAUUAUACAUGAGCUUUGUUUACAUUUGUGGAAGACUGGCUCGGUUUCCCAGAGUUGUAAAAGAGGCCAGUUAUAUUUGGUUAGUGGCAAUUCCAUGAUGACGGGUAACUCAGAUUUUUCACUUUCAAAUGUAUACUUAACAAAAACCAUUGAUUUCAAAGUUUAACACAACUCUAUGCACGAGGACUACUUUAAACAAUUUCCACUGAACAUUUUACAAAAACACAUUUACAGGAAGAACUGUGCAGAUACAAAUUUUGGUAACCGAGUAAAACUGAGGGAGAUUUUACUGUAAUUCUUUUACCAAACUUUAAUCUGCAGUUUUUCCUUUUUUUAUGUACUGUGUAAAUUAAUCAAAGCAGUCAUUGUGCAUAGAGUUGUAUGGUUUGUUAAACUUUGAUAUCAAUAGUUUUUGUUUGGCAUACAUUGUAAAGUGAAAAAUCUGAGACUCAGYGUAAUUCCGUCACCAUGGAAUUGCCUUUAUCUGAUGUCUUCUCAGACAGAGAACCAGUUUACCACCAGAAAAUAAUGUAUUUUUUUGCCCAGCCAGCUGGUUUGAUGGUCCAACUGUUACAAGCCACAGUUUCUUUCGAAUGAACAAUUAAUCUGUAAGGCUCUUACUGCACUGUUACAUCAACCAUACAUUUCCUGACAGAUUUGAGAUGCAUCUAAUACACUCUAGUCCACUGCUAUGUUCGCCGUGUGAGUAGCACAGCCGUUGUUCAAACUCAAUAUUUAGUCACGGUAACUCAACCUUGAUCCAUGUCGGUCAGAGCAUUCCGGGUGUAGGAAAAGUUGUGGGGAAAUCAGAGUAAAGCCCAGGUAUAUCAAGUUGAAAUGAGUGACCUCUCUAAUAAUGGUGUGUGGAUAGAUGGAGUAUAUCAGUAAUGAUGAUGCUGUUAGAUAGCAAGGUAAACUGUUAAAUAGUUUUAACCAGGCGUGUUUGCCUUACCAUAACAUUGUAAAGGGGGGGGGGGACUUGAUCAAAGUCCUAUUGACCUCAAAAGGACUUGACUGCGGUCUUCCAUAGCCAAGGUGGGCCCUUUCCCCUGAGCAUGUAGUUUUCCCAAAUUAUUCUUCCUCUAUUUGGAAUCAUUCGUCAAUCAAGUAUCAGGAUUGCAUGGUUUUUGCUGGAAUGGCUAGAAUUGAUUUUAGAGGGRAAAAAGAUGACCCUAUACUCAUGCUAGUUAGCUAGAUAGUUUUACAGUUUAUACAAAUAGCAGAACAGACACAUUUUUCUUUACUCUUUCGCUCUUGAAGGCUUUAACAUGAAUGAGUUUUGUUCUUCCUUUGCGCCGCUGAUUGAAUCAUGGUAAGUAUUUCUAAAGUGAAAUUGGGUUAGGCUUCAAAGGCUAAACGUGUUAUCAGGGAACUAUUGUAACUUAGUUGUCUUAACCAUUACAGUUUCUCCCGUAAAGAUGGAGUCCACUGUAGGGGAAACGAUGUCCGCCACUGUCCGCUCCAUGGACGUUGUUAUUGUUUUGUUGCCUAAGUGGAGGUAAGGAGCGUUGCCCCAACGUGGUUUAAAAAAAUGCAGUACAUAUUCUGAUGUUCUAUCGUGCGUGCAAUGAUGUCCGUAGGGGAAAAACAGUGUUCGUUGUUUGCAGUGACUUCUUGUUGUUGUAAUAUCAAAAACGGACGUGACUGUUUAACCAUUAAGGAGUCCAGCUUUAAAUCUAUAACCCCAGACUUGAACACACUGUCCCCUCUGCCUUUGUUCCUAUGAGACAAUCUUUUAUUUGAUGUCUGCCUUCAUUCAAAUCCAGAUGAGUUAGAUUUUGGUAGAUUCAUUGACCAUGCAUUGUCCCUGCUAAGACAAAAUCUUAACUGAGAACUCCACCAAAAGUUGUUGGCGCUUACCUCCUACCUUUUGGAUGGUCUUGAUUUGUACAGCUGUAACUCAUGUGUUUAAGGACUGAUACUCUGUAUAAGUUUACAUAGCAGUACAUUGGUGCCUUAUGUCAUAAGGUAUCAAACCCUUUCACUGGCCCAAUCUGUAAUUUUAACAGCCUAGUCACUUUGUUUGGAAAAGUGAGGGAUGGGGCUUCGAAGUAACCCCUCUGAAAUUCAUAGACUGACCUACAGAUGCAUGGAGCGACAGUCAGUGAGAGCAACAUGAUCAUUAUARGAAAUAUUUUGUAGCUAUGCAUUGUUUACGACAAAGAUGAUACAUCAUGGAUUAAUAAAAUUGUAGAUUUGGGGUUAUGAUGGAGUAAGACAGUUGUACCAAGUUGGGUACAUAUCAUUAAUCGAAGUGACCAUUGAAAGACAGAACAUACAGAUUGCGCCUUUAACUGAAACCUAUAAGCCAUCAACAGUUUUUUGGUGAAGAGUCCAAAUUUCUUAAAAACAUUGCCAGCACUGAUGGUCUCUCAAUCAUGUCAAUGCUGGAUACUACCAUAACACCAUGCGACGAUUAUACCUCCAUCACCGUGUGGCAAGUAGGCAUGUCACGCUGCAUCAUUGUAGCGCAUACAGCAUCGAUGGCCUAUGUGAAGAAGAAAAAACAACAACAAAAAUCUGCAUUUCGCGCGUGCUGGCAUGCCCGUAAGGCACUAACAUAUCAAACGUUCCAUUAAUAUCGGAAGUGUCAAUUUCGGUGGAGUUCUCUUUGGGAUAGAAUGCAUCUUAUAUCUCCCUUUCAAUACAUACUUGUUUGAUACCACUUUUUUGGGUACUCUGUCUUGAAAUUGCAACUGCAACCUUUUUUUUCCAACAGUACCUUUCUGAGAGCAUGGAAUAUUGUUUUGUGAUAGAUGAGAGCAAGACAAAAAAUACAUCUAUUUUUCAUUUUAUUUGACAAUUCAAAUGCUUGACGAGUAUUUUCAGUAUGCAUUACAAGCAACGAGGUUGUGACAAUAUCAGUUGUUGCUUAUGUUCUCAAGAAAGGGGGUUUGAAUUGUAAUUUCUAUUUAACGCCCCUGAUUUAUUUUAUUUUAUGCAUUUAUUGUCGGUUAUACUGCAAAGCAAUUUGUUCAAUUGUGAAUUUUUUUGUGUGUCUUACACGGAAUUAGUGUUUUCUUUGAAUUUAUUCUCUGAGAAAUUAUAUCGACAAAGUUAAGUGUCAAUGUUUCUUAUCAGAGUUUUUCUGCUUUAUUUGGAGUGAAUUCAUUGUGGUCCGUGUUGUUUGAGUAAUAUUUCAUGUUUUAUAUGUUUAACUUGAUUUCGUAAUUGUUCUUUUUWAAAUAUUUCACAAUUUCAAAAAACCUACUUAUGGCACUUGGUGCAAAUAUAUAUAUUUAAAUAUUAUAUUUUGCAUGUGCACUAACUGUUUCAUUGAACUGCAUUAAGUGUAAAUAAAAGAGGGUUGAUGCCUAAAUCAUGUA